Messenger RNA from Wyeomyia smithii (pitcher-plant mosquito), 1311 nucleotides. Its product is annotated as homeotic protein ocelliless-like. Gene Ontology annotation, molecular function: RNA polymerase II transcription regulatory region sequence-specific DNA binding; DNA-binding transcription factor activity, RNA polymerase II-specific. Lineage: Eukaryota; Metazoa; Arthropoda; Insecta; Diptera; Culicidae. The record is from RefSeq and is a predicted model, not a curated record. Bases 100 to 1149 code for a protein of 349 amino acids. Gene Ontology annotation, biological process: regulation of transcription by RNA polymerase II. The transcript is spliced from 2 exons.
UGAUAGCUACCUACAUAUUCACAAACAACAUCACCUCUGAAUUUUUUUCGUUCUGUAAGUCAAUAUGGUCAGUCCCUUCCAGACCAUUGUUAGCGCAUCAUGAAACGAAAACAGCGCAGAUAUAGAACUACGUUCAAUUCACUACAGCUGCAAGAACUGGAAAGAGCAUUCCAAAGAACCCAUUAUCCAGAUGUAUUUUUCAGAGAGGAGUUGGCAGUCAGAAUUGAACUUACAGAAGCACGUGUUCAAGUGUGGUUUCAAAACCGUCGCGCAAAAUGGAGAAAAAAUGAAAAGGGAUCAGUUGGGGACGAAGGUGAAAGUGAAAUUAAUGUACCUACAAAUACGAGUAAUCAGGCAGGUCCGUCACGGACAGCAUCAGAAAAACAAGUGGGGACCAGCAACAACAACUAUGACAGCAUUUCACAAAACAUCAAUCUAGGCAAUUUGCAAAUGAACUUGCACGACAAUGCGUCACAGGUGUCCAAUUUUGAUCAAGAUGGGAAAAUUUCGCAUGGACAAAUGUCCCCCGGGCGCUUAUCGCCCAAUCUGUUUUUAAAUUUGAACUUUGAUCACAUCAACCCAAUUGAUGGUCGUGGAGGAAAUUUGACGUUUGAAUGGAAUAGUUUCCCUCCAACUAUCACCGGAAAGGAAAGUGUUUCUUUUUCAAAUACCCUCACGGAUAUGAACAAUACUUUAAGCUCUCCUAUCGCUUCGGUUAGUGGUUCAUCUUCAUCAAACGUGAAUAACGGAUUGCAGUUUCUGAACAUUAGCAGUUUAGUAUGUUCAUCACCUCCAUCCUCUUCGUCAGUAUAUGACGAUGAAAUGAAGUUCCUCAACGUCGAUCAGUUCAAUAUGGAUAACUUUAAGAGUGAAUCGUUGUUUAACCUGGAUCAAAGUUCAUUGACAUCGAAUGAUCACCAAAGCACGCUUCACAAUUCAUCAUACCAAACACAAUUACAAAUGAUAAGUUCUGUUUGUCAUCAUGACGAAAAAUCACAUCUUAGUUUAGAUCUACAUAAUUUUAGCCUUAACGCUCAUGGGUCUGAAAAGUCAGACAAAUCACCCUCUGAGUUAUUAGACUUAGAAAAGCCAAUCAACAUUAACAUUAACGUGAACAAUUUAGAUCACUUGGAUGAUGAAAAGUACUAAACAAUUUAGUAAGAAUCGCUGAUCGAAACAAUGAAUUAGCUGUAAUCAAUUAUUCAUUGAACAUUACAAACUGUGCCAUUUGUAAUUUUUUCUAGUUAAUUUUUGUUUUGAAAUAAACCGUAGUUACCACAUAGCCAACAGAGCGAUUGGUAAAAUUGUUAA